Messenger RNA from Salvia miltiorrhiza (redroot sage), 1245 nucleotides. RefSeq lists its product as uncharacterized. The transcript has 3 exons. Lineage: Eukaryota; Viridiplantae; Streptophyta; Magnoliopsida; Lamiales; Lamiaceae. The record is from RefSeq and is a predicted model, not a curated record. Bases 1 to 1245 code for a protein of 414 amino acids.
AUGAGAAGAAUUGGAGAUGGAGCUGCUAAUUGGAAGAAAGUGGAGAAAGACGAGUUUGUGAUGGGAUUUGACGUGAAGAUGGAAGAAAUCGUCCAAGCCAAACCUCCUCUUGAUAGUGAAAUUGAGAAGACCGCGAAGAAGCUAAGGAAGGAGGCGAAGGCGAGGAAGCUACUGGAUCUGCUGGAUUCGCAGGCUGACCUUCCCGUUCGACCGGAGCAGUUGUCGAGGAAACCCGGUUCUGUCGCUGGAAGAGGUUCCCUUCAACAAUCCCAAGCCGAGCAAAAGGUGCAGAUUGAGGGGCUAGCCCGUCAGAUGUCUCAGCUUGCGACAUCCGUGAACCAACUCAAGGGCUAUCAAGGUAAAUUACCAUCACAAGUCCAAUUGAAUCCAAUGGAGAACGUUAGCAUGAUUACUUUGAGGAGUGGAAAGGAGUUGAGUGAGCCCACAACCCAGAAUUCAAAGGGGUGUCCGAGCAAGGAUUCUGGAGUCGAAUUCAGCUUGGAAAAAUUCGAAAAUUCUGGAGCCAAGGUGGAUUCUGCAAUCCAGAAUGCAGAACAGUCCGGUUUGGCCAAACAGAACAGUGAGCCGACAGUUGAGCAGAAAGGAAAGGGAGCAGCAAUUGAAUCCAACGAAGAGGAGCAGACCAAGGUCUCUAAACCGUUGAGCUUACAUGAUCCCAAGGUUGCAACAUCAUUCCCUUUUCCAGGAAGAUUGGCGAGGAAGAAGCCGGAAGAGGAACUCAUCGAUUUUGUGAAGAUCUUCGGCAAACUUGAAGUGAAUCUUCCAUUCUUGCAAGCACUGAAAAUUCCUCCCUUUGGGAAAUUUGUGAAGGACUUCAUAGCUGGAAAGUCCAAGGCAACUGGAAAGAUUGUGAUGGGCGAGAACGUUUCAGCUGCACUCAAGAAGGAGUUACCAGCCAAGUGCAAAGAUCCUGGUAUGUUUUCUCUUCCCAUUUACAUUGGUGAUACUAGGAUCGAGCAUGCUAUGUGUGACUUAGGAGCGUCUAUCAAUGUUAUGCCUCUCACUGUUUAUAAUAGAUUGUCGGGUGUAGAAUUGGUAGACACUAGAGUGGUCAUUCAGUUAGCUGAUGGGUCAUAUGUUCAUCCUGAGGGUCUUCUAGAGAAUGUUCUUGUAAAGGUGCAUGAUUUUGUUUAUCCUGCUGACUUUUAUGUGGUGAAGAUGAGUGGUAUGCAAUCGAAAGUCAGCUGGUGUUCUGUUAGGCCGUCCUUUCUUAAGGACCACUAG